CAUCUCUUCCCUUGUCUUCCAUUUUCUUCUCGAGUCGGAUCCUGCUCUCCAAUCUGCCCUAUGGGACUAGCAUACACUACCAAUUCAUGUCAUUGUCAAGCAUAGAUAAGUUAUCCGUUAACCUCCGUGUUUAAGCGAGCAGGUUGACUGGGGUGCUGAAAUGGGCCGGAAUCGGGAUGCGGCAUUGGAGACUUUAGAGAGUGGGGAAGAAGGGAAUGGAAUUGACGCCGACGAAGAGAAUGCAGUUUUCCCGCCGUCGUCUGGCCUGCGUCGGAGCAAGUACACGCCGGUGGUGGCGCACGAUAAUGAUCCAGCGGUCAUGGAGAUAUCGUCAGUUGAUCUCGGGCCUUCUGCCCCGUCUCAGGAUCUCAGGAAAAUUAAAGUGGGUGUGCAGCCAAAUUUAGCUUCUGAAGGAAGAGGAUCUCCUUUACAUAAUCAUGCUGGUGUCAGUGACACUCAGACAGAAUCGAAGUUGGAGUUGUUUGGAUUUGAUUCCCUUGUCAAUAUUCUUGGUCUUAAGAGUAUGUUAGGGGAUCCAAUGCCUGCCCCCUCAAGUCCCAGAGAUGGUGAUAAUGUAACUAUCACAGCUGGGCAUCCUCAGCCAACUGGUGUAAAAUUGGGAACAAUGAUGGGAGUGUUUGUGCCAUGCUUGCAAAAUAUCUUAGGAAUCAUCUACUAUAUAAGAUUUUCCUGGAUUGUUGGAAUGUCUGGUAUUAGUGAGUCAUUGUUGCUAGUUGCCUUAUGUGGAUCCUGCACUUUCCUGACUACAAUAUCAUUGAGUGCCAUUGCAACUAAUGGUGCAAUGAAGGGUGGUGGCCCGUACUAUCUUAUUGGUCGCGCCUUGGGUCCAGAGGUUGGUGUCAGUAUUGGUCUAUGUUUUUUUCUGGGGACUGCUAUUUCUGGUGCUAUGUAUGUAUUGGGAGCUGUAGAAGCAUUCUUAGAUGCUGUGCCAGGUGCAGGGAUUUUUAGAGAGACAAUCACAAGAGUUAAUGGUACAGCAAUUGCAGAGCCAAUUACAAGGCCAAGCUUACAUGACCUGCAAAUUUAUGGGGUUGUUGUCACUAUUGUUCUAUGCUUCAUAGUAUUUGGAGGUGUCAAAAUUAUCAACCGUGUUGCACCAGCUUUCCUCAUACCUGUUUUGCUCUCACUGUGCUGCAUAUUUAUUGGCAUACUAGUGGCAAGGAAGGACCAUCCAGCAGUUGGAAUCACAGGGUUGACCAUGAAGUCUUUCAAGGAUAACUGGAGUCCUGACUUUCAGAUGACUAACAAUGCCGGAAUUCCAGAUCCCAAUGGAAAGAUAUACUGGAGUUUUAAUGCAUUGGUCGGUCUGUUUUUCCCUGCUGUGACUGGGAUCAUGGCAGGUUCUAAUCGUUCAGCAUCGCUGAAGGACACCCAGCGUUCUAUUCCUAGUGGAACCUUAGCUGCAACAUUGACAACAUCUGGGUUGUAUUUGAUUACUGUGUUUUUCUUUGGAGCUGUUGCAAACAGAGAGAAACUUUUGACUGACAGGUUAUUAACGGCUUCAGUUGCUUGGCCUUCCCCUGCGAUUGUUUAUGUUGGCAUCAUUCUUUCAACCUUGGGUGCUGCUCUUCAGAGUUUAGCUGGUGCUCCACGUCUUCUUGCAGCUAUAGCAAAUGAUGACAUACUGCCGGUUCUUAAUUACUUCAAGGUUUCGGAUGGAAGUGAACCUAAUGUGGCGACUCUGUUCACUGCCUUCAUCUGUAUGGGAUGUGUUGUUAUUGGGAAUAUAGACCUUAUCUCACCAACCACAACAAUGUUUUUUCUUCUAUGUUACGCGGGUGUAAAUUUGUCCUGCUUUCUUCUGGAUCUUUUAGAUGCUCCCAGCUGGCGUCCUCGGUGGAAAUUUCACCACUGGAGUCUCUCUCUUGUGGGAGCAUUGCUUUGUAUAGUUAUUAUGUUUUUAAUAUCUUGGACAUUUACUAUUGUGGCAUUGGCCCUUGCAAGCCUCAUAUAUUACUACGUUUGCCUCAAGGGAAAAGCCGGAGACUGGGGUGAUGGGUUCAAGAGUGCCUAUUUUCAGCUUGCUCUUCGCAGUCUACGAUCUAUAGGAGCAACCCAGGUACACCCGAAGAAUUGGUAUCCAAUUCCUCUAAUAUUUUGUCGUCCUUGGGGCAAGCUGCCAGAGAAUGUUCCUUGCCAUCCCAAGCUUGCUGACUUUGCCAACUGCAUGAAGAAAAAAGGGAGGGGAAUGUCUGUCUUUGUUUCCAUCAUGGACGGAGAUUACCUCGAGCAUGCAGAGGAUGCCAAGACGGCAUGCAAGCAGUUAAGUACCUACCUCGACUACAAGCAGUGUGAAGGUGUGGCAGAGAUUGUUGUUGCCCCAAACAUGUCCUCCGGAUUCAGGGGCAUCGUUCAGACUAUGGGCCUUGGAAACCUCAAGCCCAAUAUAGUCGUGAUGCGGUACCCUGAAAUCUGGCGCCGCGAGAAUCUACUCGAAAUCCCCGCCACCUUUGUCGGGAUAAUAAACGACUGCAUUGUUGCCAACAAGGCGGUCGUUAUAGUGAAGGGCCUAGACGAGUGGCCCAAUGAGUACCAAAGACAGUACGGUACAAUCGAUCUGUACUGGAUAGUUAGAGACGGUGGCCUCAUGCUUCUUCUCUCCCAGCUCCUCCUGACUAAAGCCAGCUUCGACGGUUGUAAGAUUCAGGUUUUCUGCAUCGCAGAAGAGGACUCUAAUGCAGAGGAACUGAGAUCUGAUGUGAAGAAAUUCCUAUACGAUCUCCGGAUGCAAGCUGAGGUCAUUGUGAUUUCAAUGAAGUCUUGGGAAACCCCAGGGGGUGAGGAGCCUCAAGAAUCAGUCACCGGUGCGUGGCAGAGGAUCGGUGAGUACCUGGUGGAGAUGAAGGCGGCAGCUGAGAGGGAAGGGAGGCCGUUUUUGAUGGCCGACGGGAAGAGGGUUGUGGUCAGUGAGACACAGGUGGAGAAGUUUCUUUACACCACUUUGAAGCUCAACGCGACGAUACUGAAAUACUCUAGGAUGGCGGCUGUCGUUUUUGUGAGCCUUCCCGCCCCACCACUCAACCACCCGGCCUACUUCUACAUGGAGUAUAUGGACCUGUUGGUUGACAAUGUGCCAAGGUUGUUGAUCGUCCGAGGUUACCGCAGAGAUGUUGUCACCUUGUUCUCAUAGUUUUUAAAUUGCUGGGCAUAUUUAUCCAGAGUCAUGCUACAAACCUACCAAGGUUGACCGUCUGUGAAUUUGUACACACAAACGAUAAUUGUCUGUGAACUUUAUGUGUUCACAGACGAUUAUCGCGUAUGUUUGUACAAAUUCAAAUACGGUUGUCAUCCGACGUGUCAAUCGUAGUGGGUUCUAGCAUUUUUUAAUUCAUCCUUCUCUUUUCUUUUGCGUUUAAUUUCAUGUUCCAUUCAUGGCGGAACUCUCUCUUCAUCCUUUUUUUCUUUAUACACAUGUGGUUAAUGACUUAAUGUAAUUCUUUGGGUUCAUGAUAAAUAGUAUAUUUUUUCAUGUUUAAGGGGUGUGAAAUUGCUGCAAGUGUAGCGGUAUUUUUCUCUGCUUUAAAUAUUUUAAGUGUUCCUUUGGGCGAAAAUUCUAAAAACCAAUGUAUUGUUGCAAUUUUGGCUGAACGUUUGUAUUUAGAUCGCUACUUUUUUUUUAGCAAUAAUAACUCUAUCAUAAU
Messenger RNA from Cuscuta campestris, 3662 nucleotides. NCBI's taxonomy places the organism in Eukaryota, Viridiplantae, Streptophyta, Magnoliopsida, Solanales, Convolvulaceae. The record is from the annotation of a GenBank genome assembly.